CUCCCGCGCAGGGUGGGUUGCAGAAGCAAAAGAGGAGGAGAGAUCUCCAGACACGAGAGGAGGUUAUAGGAAGAGGAGAAAAGCAAUGCUACAACAAGGAUAUAGCCGAGAGAGGUAGAGGCGGAGAAGAAAAGGAGAAGGUCGUGGUGGUGAUACCUGACGAGACGCCCAGGAAAAGGAAAAGAGGGGGGGCCUCUCGCAGACACUGUAUUUUCUUCCAGGCAUAGGAAACCGUCCCCUCCAAAAUCGGUCCAAUGAACAUGUCAGUGUUGACUUUGCAAGAAUACGAAUUUGAAAAGCAGUUCAACGAGAACGAAGCGAUUCAAUGGAUGCAAGAGAACUGCAUCUGCCUCGUUCUUUCUUUAUGGCCAGCUAUCCUGUGUCUGCCCAUCCAGUGGUGGCUGAUGUCCAUUGGGACUGGUGUGGAGGAAUCCAGGGAGCCCAAACAGUAUGGGUAGCCAGAGUCAAUGACUGGCGGAGCCAGCUAAUUCCAGUUUUGUCCCUCUCCUCUCCUCUGCUGAGUUCUGCAAGGGCAACACUGAGAUUAAGAAUGAGGAGGAAGCUCCUGAGCUGGUUGAAAAAAUCUUUCCUAUUUUCGGCUCUGUAUGCUGCCUUUAUAUUUGGUGGUCGGCAUCUAAUGAACAAACGAGCAAAAUUUGAACUGAGAAAACCACUAGUCCUCUGGUCUCUGAGCCUUGCAGUCUUCAGUAUAUUUGGUGCUGUUCGAACGGGUGCUUAUAUGGUGUACAUUUUGAUGACCAAAGGACUGAAGCAGUCAGUUUGCGACCAGAGUUUUUACAAUGGACCUGUCAGCAAAUUCUGGGCUUAUGCAUUUGUGCUAAGCAAAGCACCAGAACUAGGAGAUACAAUAUUUAUUAUUCUUAGGAAACAGAAGCUUAUCUUCCUCCAUUGGUAUCACCAUAUUACCGUACUGCUUUAUUCUUGGUACUCUUACAAGGACAUGGUGGCUGGUGGCGGCUGGUUUAUGACCAUGAACUACGGAGUGCAUGCUGUCAUGUACACUUACUACGCCUUGCGGGCUGCUGGCUUCAGAGUGUCACGCAAGUUUGCCAUGUUUAUCACUCUGUCUCAGAUCACGCAGAUGUUCAUGGGCUGCAUCAUCAACUACCUGGUCUUUGCCUGGAUGCAACAAGGCCAGUGUCACUCCCACGUUUCCAACAUCGCCUGGUGUUCCCUUAUGUACCUCAGCUACUUUGUGCUCUUCUGCCAUUUUUUCUUUGAGGCAUAUAUUGGCAAAACCAGAAAAGCAAGGAAGGCUGAGUAAUGCUAGAAACUACAGAGAAGCAGCCACUCAGGUCAUCCACAAAACAACAAACACAAAGAGAGAGGGGAGAGAGAGGGAGAGGAAAAAACAAUGGCACAACAAGGCAACAUUUAUAUAUGGUGCCACUAAAACUCAGCAGCUAAGGGACAGCUAGGUUUGUUCAAAGCCAGUAAGUUUAUGAUCCUGUCAUGGUGAGGACUCACUGAAUGAUCUUGCAUCUCAAAAGGCUGCUGUAAGACAUCUUCCUUCUUGCAUCUUAUCUGCUCUUAGAAAACAACAAACACACGUUUUAAAACAAAAAGGAAAGCAAAGGAAAAGAAGAUACUGAUUUUGCAAAAUAAAAUGUUAAAAAUAAA
Molecule: messenger RNA, 1641 nt
Organism: Rhineura floridana
Lineage: Eukaryota; Metazoa; Chordata; Lepidosauria; Squamata; Rhineuridae
Gene: ELOVL6
Product: ELOVL fatty acid elongase 6
Exons: 5
Coding region: 326-1285 (319 amino acids)
Biological process (GO): fatty acid elongation, polyunsaturated fatty acid; very long-chain fatty acid biosynthetic process; fatty acid elongation, saturated fatty acid
Cellular component (GO): endoplasmic reticulum membrane; endoplasmic reticulum
Molecular function (GO): fatty acid elongase activity
Source: RefSeq, a predicted model, not a curated record